This is a messenger RNA of Oncorhynchus nerka (sockeye salmon), 2656 nucleotides long. Its product is annotated as divergent protein kinase domain 2A-like. Lineage: Eukaryota; Metazoa; Chordata; Actinopteri; Salmoniformes; Salmonidae. The record is from RefSeq and is a predicted model, not a curated record.
GGAAAUACUAAACGUUUUGGUGUUGAAAAAAGUCGGACCAGAAUCUAUUGUGGUGAUGUUGUAGAGGAGUGAACGAGCUGGCUACAGAGACGGGAGAUAUACUAUGAGUACGCGGACCAACACGCGGAAACCGGAUGAAUAUGGAUACUAAUGCACAUCGCAGAUAUUAGUACAUUUUAAUGAAAAGGGACUCGCUGCGGACAAUCUGAAUUAUCCGGUAGACGGAAGAGUUAAGAACCAAAAUCACAACUGUUUAUUUCAUUAGCUAGCAGGCUAGCUGGCUAGUUUCAAUGCGGGUCUGGAAUGGGGGAAGCUCGUCCGAAAUUGACUCAAUAAGGAUUUAUAUCGUGCACGGAAUAAACAUCUUGUACUCGUUGUUGUUUUUACAAACUACGUGAUUUCCCGUGGAGAUCGUAGCGGCAACUUUAAAGAAGAAUGAUGCACCUAAACUGAACAUUAAAAGUGAUCCACCAAAAAAACCAAGAAAGUCGUACAGGCUCCCCGGUCGAGGCUCCAGGUUCCACAGACGGGGACUCGCAGGCCUGUGUCAGAGUUUGGCAUGGGGUUACUGUGCCAGCCUUGCCCCUACCAGGCGCUCUAGAUGAUGAUGAUUCCCCAGCGCAACAUGACAGAGAGGCAGUGAGGCUCGGCUAGCCCCCACCCGACCCGACGAUACUCUCAACACUCCCUUGUUCUACCCUAACUGCUGACCUCCACAUCCUGCCCCACCAUGCUGCGUUUCCUGCCUCUGAAGCUGGGUCGCCUCUACCGUUGUCUGAAGCUUCUGCUGGUGGUGGGUCUGUUUGUUAUCCUCCUGAUGAACACCCACAACCUGUUCGCCUCCUUCCAGAAGAACGAGCUGACGGACCGCCGCUUCAUCAACCUCAACAAGUGCCCCGCCUGCUUCGGCACCAGCUGGUGCAGGAAGUUCAUGAACGGCCAGGUGUCCUUUGAGACCUGGGGACGCCUGCGCUUCCUGGAUGUCUUCAACGUCAAGAACGUGUACUUCGCCCAGUACGGAGAGCCGCGCGAGGGGACGAGGCGCGUGGUGCUCAAACGCCUGGGAUCCAAUCAGGAGCUGGCGGACAUCGACCAGAAGAUCUGUAAGAGAGCUACUGGCCGCCCGCGCUGCGACCUCAUCCAGGCCAUGUACAAGACUGAGUUCGCCAGGCUGAACGGGGACGUGAGGCUGCUGACCCCUGAGGUGGUAGAGGGCUGGUCUGACCUGGUGCACUGCCCCUCCCAGAGGCUGCUGGACAGGGUGGUGCGACGUUAUGCCGAAACCAAAGACUCUGGCAGCUUCCUGCUGAAGAACCUGAAGGACACCGAGAGGAUGCAGUUACUGAUGACCCUGGCCUUCAACCCUGAGCCCCUCGUACUACAGAGUUUCCCGUCAGACGAGGGCUGGCCAUUCGCCAAGUACCUGGGGGCGUGUGGUCGCGUGGUGGCGGUGAACUACGUCGGCGAGGAGCUGUGGUCUUUCUACAACGCUCCGUGGGACAAGAGGGUCGACCUGGCCCGACAGCUGAUGGACAUCGCUGAGCAGCUCACCAACAACGACUUUGACUUCGCCCUCUACCUGCUGGGGGUGAGCUGGGGGUGAUAACUGAGGGGAGUAGCCGUGGGGCCGCGGGACGGAAAGGUCAUCGUGGUGGACGGGGAGAACGUCCUGGUGGCCGACAAGAGACUGAUCAAACAGAAUAAACCAGAGAACUAUGACGUGUGGUACGAGAGUCGCUUCGAGGACUGUGACAAGGAAGCCUGCCUGUCCUUCUCCAAGGAGUCUCUGUGUAACCGCGUCACCGUGGACCACAACUACUACGCUGUGUGUCAGAACCUGUUGUCUCGUUACGCCACGUGGCGAGGGACCACCGGCGGCCUGCUCCACGACCCCCCAGCCCACAUAGCCAAAGACGGCCAGCUAGAAGCGCUGUUGGACGAGUGCACCAACCCUAAAAAACGCUACGGACGCUUCACGGCCGCCAAGGAGCUGAGGGACUACCUCACCCAGCUAGUUUCCUCCUCCUCCUCCUCAGCCACGGCGAGGUGAUGAAGAGACGGUUUCACCCCCCCUGACCUUGUCCCCAGGAACUUAACCCUUGACCCUCCUCGUCUCACUUCAAGUGCAGGAGAACUCCUCACUGGUCACACAGCAGUUGGUUUGGUCUCCUUCCUGGUGGAAACCCAAACUGAUCGAUAGGAGAUGUUUAAAGGGACCUAGGAAGUCCUUCACUGCUGGUUUAUAUUAUUCCUUCUGACUUUGUUUGGUAGCUGGUGAGAAUGAGGUGCUUGGAGCUAGUGGACGAGGAGAAGGGGAUCGACAGGCCCAGAGCAGGACCCCAGAGCAGGACUGCUCUCCUGGGGGAGAGCUGAGGGAGCAUGUGGUGUCUGACUCAAUGACUCCUCUCCCCUCUGUCUGUCCACCAGGACCCCUCUGUCUGUCCACCAGGACCCCUCUGUCUGUCCACCAGGACCCCUCUGUCUGUCCACCAGGACCCCUCUGUCUGUCCACCAGGACCCCUCUGUCCGUCCACCAGGACCCCUCUGUCUGUCCACCAGGACCCCUCUGUCUGUCCACCAGGACCCCUCUGUCUGUCCACCAGGACCACUCUGUCCACCAGGACCACUCUGUCUGUCCACCAGGACCCCUCUGUCU